Molecule: messenger RNA, 3723 nt
Organism: Meleagris gallopavo (turkey)
Lineage: Eukaryota; Metazoa; Chordata; Aves; Galliformes; Phasianidae
Source: RefSeq, a predicted model, not a curated record
CUUUGACUUGCUGUGGUCAACAGCAGUAACAGAAACUUCAUUCUGCUGCUAGCAUCAUCUGAGAGAAGCUGUCUAUUACCAUGUUUGGCUUCAGGAUGUCCAUUCUUAAAGUCUUGUUUUUCAUUCUAUUGGUGGCUGGUGAUUCUCUGAGUCAAGAACCCAACUGCACUGCAGUUGAGGACUUUGGUGACUGCAGUGGUAAUAGUGACGGCUUCUGUCCUGCCAAAGUUCCUUGUCAAUGUAAAAAUGAAAAACCUUUUUGCAGAUGUGAUUACUACAGAGAGGGCUGGAUGGAGUAUUGGUAUAUGGGCCCUAAAUGUAACCAGCUUUGGAACACACUGGAUUUAAUACUAGUAUCUGUUCUUCCUGCAGUAGCCCUGGUUUUCUUAGUUGUUGCAAUAUUUCAGUGUGUCUACUGCUGUAAAGGUAAAAAAGCCAGGAAGCAAACAAAUUCUCCAUACCAAGAAGUACACCACAACCCUACAUUUAGUCACGAACUGUCUGGUAACCUGGGACAUGCUUCUCAGCAGUCACCAAGGGUCGCCUGGACUGGACAACUGCCGAAAGCUGUACUGAGAAGACAAGACUUUGAUGAUCUCCCAGGCCCAAGUCACUUAGAUAAUUCUAGCCCCAGGUAUGCUCAGCCACUGAGGAGACCAGACUAUGUUUCCAGCCAGCAGCCCCAACAAUUCGACAGCUUUGUCUAUCCAGGCAACAAUAGACCUUAUGGAGGUUAUGCAGAAGACAGGCAGUAUUCGAGAUACUAAUACCAGUGUUUCCUUGAUCUGAAGUUUCUGCUGCAUUAUCAAUGAAUGAGAAAUCCAAACGUUGAGAGAUCAGUAAGGCCUUGUGUACCUGGAUGCAGAGAAAAUAGUAACUCGUAGAGAGCACUAGAAGUCAUUCCAAAAAAAGUAUAGAAGAUAAUUAUAAAACAAAACAUAAUUACAAAACUAUUACCCAAUUUAUUUACUGUAUAAUUUAUGAAAGUUUAUCUUUUUUUGGAUACCUGAUUUAACAGUUUAUACAUCUGUUUCUAGGAAUUACUUAAAUUGUUGCAUAUCUAUCUGGACAGAGAUUUCUGUGAUUAACUAUGUUGUGUGCCUGACAAGUACCUGUUAGAAAAAGCUGCUUUUUCUCAGAGGAAACUCAUAGGAAAGAAGGUCUUCCCAAAAAUUCAGUAUGAGAUCUGACAAAUACACAUGCUAAUCAUCAUUCUUCCUUCAUUGCUGUGGAUUUAAACCUAUAUUAAAAAGAAAGGAGAAGUUGCAUUUUUCCUUAUUUCUCAGGAAGGCUUGUCAAAGACAGCUUCUGCCGAGUAUAGUUUUUCCAUUUGGCUUUCCCAUUCCUUUGUGAUUUUUUUUCUCUACUCUGUUUCGCUCACAAGCUAGUGAGCAAUGGUUCCUAAUAUAAUGUUUUUAAUAAGACCAUAUAUUUUUCUGACUGAAAUCAUGGAGAUUCUUCAGGGCAUUUUAGUGUGUAGAAUCUAUUGUUCCCUGAUAGGCAUUUGUUUUUCUUUUUUUUUUUUUUCCACCAGAAGAGCCAUUAGUUAAGGAAGAAAAGCAACAGAUUUCAUACAAUCUUGAACAUUUAUUAAAAUUUGUAUUCUUGCUUGUUCCAGUAUCCCAAAGAAUGAGGCAAAAGGGAAGGAAGGUUCUCUUGUCAGGUGUAGCCACCUACUCCACUGAUACUAGCAGCAUUGAACGAGUGUAACUGAGGCACUUAGGUUCUCGUUUUCUCAAGAUGCAUCAAAUACUGAAAAACUGGCCAGUAUAGCAAUGUGAGCCCUGCAGUCCCUUGUUUCUUUUUCACUUUAUCUUAGUCACUUUGUUGAACCUAACAGCUCAAAUUUUUUUUCUUUAAAAAUACAGUCUGUCUUUGUAACAUCUCUUGUCAAUAAUGAAAAUAAAUGAAACUAUGGAAAAUUGACUGCCUUACCACUAACUAAGAAAUAAAAGGUACUGAAAACCUGAAUAUUUUCCCUAUUUUCCAAAAUGGCUCAAGCACAUUAUUUUAACAUUUAUUCUAAGUGAGUAUUUUCUUUAAUGUUAGAUGAUGUGUGAAACAGUAUGACAGAAUAGAAUCCUAAGGUUUUUAGAAACAUGAAAAUACUGACAUUUCUUCCUUAUAAAUCAGAAUUCCCUCCUUAUAACCAGCUUCAUGGCUUAGCUGCAUUAUGGCACUUUCUGUGCUCUCCACAACUGUCAGUUAUUGGCUGAACUAUCUUGGCUUUCCUGUGCAAGUACGCUGGUAGAGAAGCCAGAAAUCUCUCCAGACCCCUUUCAUUUUCCUUUCUUUUCCUCGAAAAAAAUGUAGUUAAUAGAUUCGGCUCCCUAAAAAUGGAACUAUAUCUCCAAAACUGGCAGUUUUUUCAUAGCUCUGUAACUUAGCUUCUGUUGUGAGAGCUAAAUCUCCAGCCAAAAUUUGUUGUUGUUGUUUUUGCUUUGUUUUCUGGAAACUAUCUAACGUGGGUAGGUUUCCCAAUUUUACUACUGUAAGAAACCAGUAGGCAUUUCAGUCUGGGCCUUAAAAUUAUUGAGGCAGAUUUGCAAAUUGUUAAAUCACUGAAUGAUAGGGUAAUUUUUCAUGAAUAGCUGAAAAUACAUUCACCAAAAUUCAUUGAAAAGAAUCCAAAGAGUUUCUGAAUGUGGACUGCUUGUAAACCUGCAUUAUAAUGUCCUCUGAGGCUCUGCGCAGCCGAGAACAAUGCCUUUACAUGUCAGCAUUAAUAAUUUUCUUGCUGAUUAAAGCACAAAUAUAAAAUAUUCAUACUUUUAACAUCCACACAAUCAGCUUGAAGAAGCAUCUUGUCUCACCGGAGGAUGAAGCAUGGAACUAUUACACUCCAUUUACUUGCGUGACCGACUGUCCUUUCUAUAGGCACGUUCAGUGAAAGUAUCCUACUAAUCAUCCAGUUUGUAUCAGGAAUACGUGAAAAUAUUUGUCUGUCAUCAUCUGAAUCAUAACAGAAACUGGUAUUUAGAUCUUAGGCUAUCAGUUUAAGCUAUUAAGACCCAAGAAGGGUCAGGUACGAGCGUAUCAAAAUUCUGUCCAUGAAUUAUUUUUUCCAUCAUUUUUAGCCUCCAGUAGUGCCAUAAUUAAAAAACCUCUGGAUGUUACUGACCUCUGGCUCCACUCACCAAUCUGUGGGUAACUGUAGAAUUUGAGUGCUAGAUUUCAUAUUCUACCUCUCCUUUGCAAAGGCAUAGGAGAAAGAGAUGAGGCAAUCCUGUCAAAUAUACUUGGUGCCGGCAAGAGAAGAGCUAUCUAGAGGUACGUGCUCAUGCUGCUUAAAUGAAAAUGAAUAAAUUUUCACAGAGAACGAAGCUUUCCUGUUCAGACUUCUCUGCUCUUUGUUCUUCAGGCAGAUGAAGAGUUGCAGGACAUCAGCCAGAGGGAUAGGCACUGCUCCUGUUUUACUUAACCAUUCAUGAUCAAAUCAUCAGUGUUAACAUCAGGCAGUGGUAUGUAGAAAGAAAAAAAAGUGAAGAAAGUGCUUGAAAUAAUGUGGUGUCAUUUAAAGUAAUCAUUACAAUUGUAAAUACCUUUUUGAUUACAUCAUUAUGCUUCGGAUGUCUCCCUCUUACCUGGAGAGCCAAGAAGCUCCACAGUUCUUUGGAAUGUUUGUGUUCUUAGCUGAAGGUUAAAGGGCAAGUCUGGUCUUCAGCUAGUUACGGUUAUUACGAUGUGCUACUUCCCUGUCAGGUAUAAACAUUUUUAAUUGUU